UAAAACCGCAACUCUUUAUGGACGGCAAUUUGUUUUUAAAGUAAUUCAACGAUAAAGCCAACUUCAGGCGGGUUUGUACGCUAAACGUAUGGUUAUUGCGCGGUUUUAUCUUCAUGUGUGUGAAUGUCAAAAAUGUACGGUGGUGCUUGUAUAGUGUUUCGGUUCUUGUAAUAGAAAUGUUGUUGUUCUCAAAGACGUAAACAUAAAGCAGGCGAGAAAAGAAAAAGAAUUUUUCGAUUGUGUGUCCGUAUUUCGGGCUAUUCAUAUUGGUAAACUAUAAUUUGUAUUGACACAUAAUCAUCGGAAGUGAAUUAGAGAGAGUGUCCGAAUUUGAAUGCUUUUUUUUUGUUCGCUUGUGAUUUUUUCAAGUAUUUUUUUCUUCGUUUCUUUUUCAUUCGUUUGAUGAGUUUAAUCCAAGAAAAAAGAAGUUGCUCAAUUAAAUUCAGGCAAUUUGUUUAUUCGCUAACAACCAUUUGAUUCAUCGUUUUCUUUUUCUUGGUCUGCAUUUGAGAAUCGUAUAUUGUAAAUGGUUGCCAUGUAGUAAUGAUAAAAGAUUUGGAUAAUUGUUGCCGUGUGUAUGUUAGAUAAUGUCAUUGUGGUUCGCAUUGUUUGUGAAAAGUGAAAAUUUAUGAUGUCGUUUAUCUAGUCUCUGGAGAAUAUUGCAAAAGCGUUGCUUUCCGAUUGAUGUAGACAACGAAGCGGCCGCUGUCGUUACCAAAAAAACUACCCAGAAAAAAAAUCGAUCACUGUGUAGUUCAAUUGCAAACAAAUCGAAAGAGCAAAAAACAGACAAAGAAGAAGAAAAAAAGCAUAAAACUCGUGUCAAACCUGUUGGGAUUGAGUGUCUUCGUAUCAAGUGUCCAAGAGUCUUUUUUUCCCUUCUUCUUCGUUCAUUACAACUAAAAAUACCAUACUUGCGUUGCAUCGUCAAAGUAAGCAAAAGCGAUUUGUUUUGCGUUCCAGUUUCAUUUGUUUUUUUUUUUUUUUUUUUUUUUGGUCGUUGUUCUUGUUGUCGAAAUUGAACAUGAAAAGUAGGCUCAUAAAAUAUUGAUUGUACAACAGUGAGUUGACACCGAAAAUGGAGUUUUACUUGGUUUUUACAAUAAUACAAAACAGUUCAUUAAUCGUGUGCGAAGCGGAAAUUACCAUUUAUCACUUGGACAGAACAAGUUCAUUCUCGUCACCAUAUGGCUAUAGAACACGGGAUGGUAAACGGAAAUAUCGGCAAAGAGAUGGAAAACCUAUUCGAUUGACGUCUAUUGUGUUGAAUAUUCCAUUUGAACGCCAAAUUCCAAAUCGACUUUAAACCAUCGUUCAAAGGUUGUGUUUACUUAAAAGAGCACGAUUUUCAGCAACCAUACAAAAGUACAUUCGGUGAAUAAGAUUGCUAAUUCGAUGGAAUUCAUCAAGAACACAACCGAACACCACACACACACACACACACACACACAAACAAACACAUAAGGAAAAAAAGACUAUUUAUUGAUUGCAGACAUUGUAUAAGACCAUUGCAUGUUUAAUGUGUAGAAAGUGAUUGAUUAUAACACACGCGAUAUUGUUGGAACCAAUCUUUUUUGUUUCAUUACACAUUUGCAGCAAAAACAGCAAUUUGAAACCUCAAAAUGACGGUCAAGCGAAUUGAAUUAUUCGGUUUUCAGUGUACCGUUUCGGUUUUUUGUCCCUCAAAUUUAGAUCGAAUCUAGCAUAUAUUUAUCCAAGUGACGAAACGUUGCUACUGCUGUCGCUGAUGUUGCAGCUGUGCACGAAUCUUCGAAACAAACAACAAAACAAAAUUAAACUCGAAUACCGAGCCAAUAUACCGUUCAUUCGCCCAGGCAAAUCAACAGCACCAAUUAAUCGAACAUGAUACAUUUCAAUGAAUGAAGAACAUUCUCAAGUGAACAACAAUAAUGUAAAUAGUAGCAGUAGCAGUAGCAGCAGCACCAACAACAACAACCACAUCCACAACCAAAACCACUUUACACGCGCGUCGUCGUUGCUGCCACCGCCGACUACACACUUAAUUAAUCGAAAAAACAAAGGUCUCAAUGCAUUUACGCUGGCCGAGAUUGGAGUGUGAAUACCGAAAUUCUUCGAUGAUUCCCAUUGAUCCAUUCCAUUUUCACUGAUUUUACACCGAAUUUUCGAUUUUUUUGUUCUCUGGCAACACAUCGUACUUUUUGCUCAUCUCCAUCUCUCUGAUAUGCUACUGCACAAUAAGCAACACAGCACAGCAGACGAAAAUGAUUAACAAAACCUAUAAACUUCUAUUGGGCAUAUUUUUAUUAAUCGUUGUUGACAUUAUUUGGGUUUCGUCUUCGGAAUUAACGAAGUUUCUUUAUCAAAAUGAGGACUUCGAUAAGCCGUUCUUUUGCACAUAUUUUAAAACGUCAAUGUUUACGCUGUACCUUUUAGUGCUUGGACUGAUUGCACCGUGGAAAAAUUCAUGUGAUCCAAAUCGCAACAAUUAUACGCUUGUCGAUCAGAAUGUAGAAGAUGAGAAUUUUUUCUCAAAUGGUAAUUCAUUAAGUGAUUCAACUUAUGUGCCGAUUAAAAAUGGUGGUGGCCACAUCUCCGGCACCGAGAGUGAUGAUUCCAGUAUUAGAAGCGUUCGGUUCAGUAAAUUGGCCGAAGUGCGAGAGAUGUCACCACACGAUGCAACCGAAGCUCUGAUGUCACGCCUGUCAUAUGCGGCCAGCAUGAGAAUUCGACGACAGAAAACCAAUCACAAAACGGCCCGUACGGCUCUGAUGUUUUGCGUCUUGUGGUUCAUCGCGAAUUAUCUAUUUCAACUGGCGCUCGAACCGAACGAAACAGCACUGGUCUUGUUGUUGAGUUCAACGUCAACAUUUUUCACCUUAAUCUUGGCUGCAAUGUAUCCGUCAUCAAGCGGCGACCGAUUCACACUGUCCAAAUUAAUAGCAGUAUUCAUUUGCAUCGCUGGUGUGGUGAUGGUUACAAUAGCCGAUGUCCAGGGUCCAAAAAUGUCAAAGGGUGUCGUUUUAGCAUUACUAAGUGCUUUUUUUUAUGCCUCGUAUUUAGUAUUAGUCAAGCAUAAAAGUGAUACGGAAGAGAAAAUUGAUAUACCACUCUUUUUUGGAUUCGUUGGUUUGUGGAAUCUACUCUUGAUGUGGCCAAUAUUUUUCGUACUGAAUUUCACACAAAUCGAAUUGUUUGAAUUACCAAAUCAUCGUCAAUUUUUAGUGUUAUUUUUGAAUGGAUUGAUUGGCACUGUUUUAUCCGAAGCACUGUGGCUAUGGUCGUGCUUUCUAACAUCAUCGUUGAUUGGAACAAUUGCAAUGACAUUGCAAAUCCCAUUGGCCAUGCUGUUUGAUGUGAUGUUCAAAAGUAAGACAUUUUCGUCGCUCUUUUAUUUCGGCACAAUACCAAUGUGUGGCUCACUGCUGUUUGUCGGAUUCUUGAUGAAAAACGAGGACAGCGAUCCGUUAUGGCGGCUCAUUAAAAUUGGCUAUCGCAAAUUGUGCUUGUGCAGACGACCAAAUAUAGUUAGAGUAUCAGAUUUAGACGAACAACAUGAAUCUCUGAUCAGCAACUACGACAAUUAAUGAAUUCCAUCGAAAAGACUAUUUAAUUUCGUGGUUGUCAAUCAAUCUACGAACAGCAGCCACUUAAAACACACACACAAAACAUAUGUACAAUGUUAAAAUGUACAGUUUAGCUAAAAAAAAGAGAAGAAGAAAACAAACAAGUAUUUAACAGGACACAUCUCUGGUUCGCAUUAUUCGUGAACAUUUUCAGUGCAACUAAACGCAUUUCAAUCCCGAUUAAAAACAUUUCAAAAUACGUAAUGUAUAAUUUCCUCUCGUUUUCCUAUUAAAUAGAAUAUAUAUUUUUUGUGGUCGUCAUCGUCGUCGAUAGUUUUUUUUAAGGAGAAUCAGUCAAAAAGAAGAAAAAAACGAAAAAAAAUAAUCCGAAGAUAUAUGGAAGCAUUCAAUGUUCGAAAAUCCAGUCAUUAAGUUAUAAAGAAGAUCCAAACGAAAAAAAUGCUUAAAAUCUCACAUAAAUGUCAUUUAGAACUGAAAUUCAGAAUUUGUUUGUGAUAAAAUUAAUUCUUUUUUUUUGCCCGCCCCCUUUUUUCAUUGCGGUUUUUUUUUGUCAUGUAAGACAUCACAUUAUAAUUUUUUUUUUCCAGUAUAGAUGUAGUAAGUUAUUUUAAUUUGGACAGUAAAUAAAAAUUUGCAAUUUGCAAUUCAAAUAGAUACAACCAGAA
This is a messenger RNA of Sitodiplosis mosellana (orange wheat blossom midge), 4231 nucleotides long. RefSeq names its product solute carrier family 35 member F5. The transcript is spliced from 9 exons. NCBI's taxonomy places the organism in Eukaryota, Metazoa, Arthropoda, Insecta, Diptera, Cecidomyiidae. Gene Ontology annotation, biological process: regulation of peptide transport. Bases 2244 to 3566 code for a protein of 440 amino acids. Gene Ontology annotation, cellular component: membrane. The record is from RefSeq and is a predicted model, not a curated record.